This is a messenger RNA of Phaedon cochleariae (mustard beetle), 2049 nucleotides long. Lineage: Eukaryota; Metazoa; Arthropoda; Insecta; Coleoptera; Chrysomelidae. The record is from the annotation of a GenBank genome assembly.
AUGAGGUUGGAAAGCAUUCUUCUACCAGUCUGUCUAUUAUUUUCUGUGUUUUUCAAACAUUCAGAAGCAGAAUGUGAUAUAUCUGGACAUACUUUCAUAUGCACUAAUGAGGAACAGAAGUCGAUAAUAUAUCAGUACAAUCUCAAGAAUACUGAGGAGGGAAAUAUCAACAUCACUGCUAUUGAGAUUUUGAAUUCAAGUCUUCCAGCUAUUGGCGAUUUCCUGAAUUCUUUAGAAGAUGAAGUGACACGAAACGUGAGAGAAAUCAAACUGAAUCAUUGUGACAUCCGAAAUAUUUCUGAGAAUGCUUUUUCUAAUUUUGAAGCUUUGGAGGUACUCGAUUUGAACAAUGAUGAAAUAGAGAGCAUACAUUUCCUAAAGUCAAUUCCAAAGUCUCUGAGAGAAAUUCACAUGAAGUCUAAUAAAAUUCGAGAAGUUCCAGAUAUAUUCUCCCAGCUGGAGAAUCUUCAAAUUGUUGACUUUAGUAACUGCAGCAUCGAAAACUUGGAUUUCACUGUUUUCAAAAAUAACUUGAAACUCAAUCUAGUGAAUGCAUCUCACAAUAACAUUAAAAGUUCUGUAUCAGGAGAAUACUUGAAGAAUAUAAAAUGCGUUGAUUUGAGUCACAACGAGUUAUCAAAGUACGAUAAUAUACCUUCGUAUUGCUUGGAUUUCAGUGCUACAAAUAUGACAGGUUACCAGUGGUACAAUAUCUCUGCAAAAAACACAACCGUCUUCAUUGAUACCUUCUUCUACUCUGGCAAUCAGCAUUUACGUCUCACAGCAUUGAAUAAGAUGAAUGAUACUCUUCCAAUCGAAAUACAAUACCUAAAUAUCUCAAACUUCCAAGGAAAGAUUCCAUCUGAUCUGGAUCUACAAAAAAUCAAAGUGAGAAGAGAGUUGAUAUUGAAAGAUUCAAAGAUUCUCUCCUUGGAAAAAUCCAGCUUCGAUUUCAAACCACUAUUUUUUGAUGAAGGGACCAAUGCAUUAUUCGACCUAUCUUCUUGUUCCAUCAGUAACGUAUCUCCUCUCUAUUUCGAAAAAUACAAUUUGGGCACAUUGAAUUUAUGUCACAAUAAAUUCAAAUCCCUGGGAUCUUCCGUCUUCAGAGAUGCUUACAUCAUAAAGUUAGAUUUGUGUAAUUCCACUAUCGAAACAAUUGAUAAACAAGCAUUUGAAAGGUUACAUACGCAUACAUUGAACUUAUCUUUCAAUUCAAUCGAUGAACUAGAAUUCUUGAGGAGUAUUGGAGAUAUCCACGUUCUAGAUCUAUCACAUAAUGCUUUGAAAACGAUACCUUCCGGAACCUUCUUCAAUUUGAAUAAUAUGAAAAGUCUAGAUUUGAGCUACAACUUGAUAGAUGUCAUUGGGGAAAAUAGUUUUCAUCACAAUAAGGUUGAAAUCAUAUUCGUCAAUAACAAUAAAUUGGAAUCUAUAGAAACUGGAACAUUCAAGGAUAUUCCAAAUUUGAGAGAAGUUUAUCUGCAAAAAAAUCCUAUAAGUAUUAUUGAAGCAAAUGCCUUCGAAUAUCUACCUAAUCUCAGAUUGAUCCAACUAGGGAACACAGAAAUCAGCGUUAUCCAACCACAUGCCUUCACUAAUCUACAGAGCCUGAGAACACUAUACAUGAAUGAUAACAGACUGGUAAAUCUACCUGCCCAAAUAUUCUUGAACGUACCAAAUCUUGAACAACUGGACUUGAGUGGAAACUCUCUGGAGGUAAUUGAUGGUUUGAAAGGAUUGAAUCUAGAAACUCUGAGGCUGACCGUUAACGAUAGGUUUCACUAUGAUGAAUUCCACAUGCCAACUCUUAAAUACAUAUAUAUAGUUGAUUCAAACCCUCAGAACAUUCGCAACACAAGACUGUAUAACCUGGAGAAAUUGUAUAUCAUCAGUUCACCGAUAGCAGCUGAGCAACCACAAAGUUCUUCUGAUGGUUAUUCCAGAAUGAAGCAGCUAGAUGUAUUUUCUAAUAUCAAGGUGAUACCACAAGGAUAUGAGAUCACUUGCUCGCCUCAGUCCGUCUGCUUUCGUCGUAUAUAUGAUUGA